CGACCAUACGCUGCUGAUCUUGCCCUAGCACGAACUGACGUAUGACUGGGUGGAGAGCAAGCACUAUGCUGAAAGGAACAAACCAGCGUUUUCCCCACGGUUCUUUCGCUUCCAAACAUUCGCAAUGGAAUCCUAGGUGUAUGCAGCGAACAUUCAGCACUUUCUAUGAUGCUCUGGAUCGAUAGGUUCGAGACAUUGCAGCCAUGGCGACCCAGGACCAAGAGCAGACGCGUAAAAAACCCAUCCUGCUCAGAGCGUGGGAAAAGCUUGGCCUCGAUGUACCGACCGUCACGAAGAUGGUGAAGUUUGCGUUGCCACCGACAGUUGCCUUGUGCAUAUGCCAAUCAGACACGGUUUUACACGCGUACGGCACGGUCAGCUACCUUGUCGCCGUUGGUGCUGUGUUAUCGUCUGGCAUGGCUCCGCGAGCCGCCUACAUCGAAGCUCUGAUAUCCAAUGUUGUAUUCCUUGGAAUAGCGGCGCUAGUCGCUAUAUUCGCCAUGUGGACCGUUAUCAAAGCACGAGAGACUACGUCGCCUCCGGGGAGUGCUCCUACCGCAUACAAUUCAUCCGCAUCAGCCGUCGCUGGAGUCUGGCUAUUUUUCCUUCUGUAUGUCAUCAAUUCUGUAAAGUUCACACGCCCGCAGUUUAAGUUUGCUAGCGUGAUGAGCUCGAUAUUGGCCACAAUAACGAUGACAUACGCACCGCAAUUUCCGAACAUGGCGAGCGCCCUUAAUAUGGUGAGAAGUCUAUACGGCGCCCUCAUGAGUGGCAUCGCAAUCACUACAGUGAUCUCGUUGCUUUUCAACCCAACUUCGUGUCGGCAGGUUGUCUUCGCGGAUAUCGAAACGUACAUCACCCAGCUGCGAGCAUUGCUAGAAAGUGAACGCAAGUACAUGACUAGUUUGGAACUUCAAAAUCCAUUCCGCAGCCAUGAGGAAGGAGAAAACGUCCUGGAAAAGGUGCAGGCUCUACGAAGCGCGCACGGAAAGCUGUUCGCAGAUAUGGGUUCCGCGAAGAAAGAAAUUGCGUACGGCAGGCUUCUUCCUAGCGAUCUUUCUGAAAUUCAACGUAUUCUUCGGCGCAUAUUCUUACCGGCCGUGGGCAUUAGCUCUAUUAUCAGCAUUUUUCAACGGCUCGCUCUGCAUCAUGGCUGGACUUCAGCUGAAACUGAUGUGGAGACAGCAAGCGAGCACCAUCUCAGCAUGGAGUACCAAGACAUUAUGAAGAGCCUAGACAAGCCAAUGAAUCGUCUACUUGACGUUCUAGGCGAUGCUUACGACCACGUGCUUUAUCGUCUCAGGCUAAGAGGCUGGAAAAAGGUGCGCGAUAGUUUACGGGCGGAAGAGAGCGGUUCCAACUACGACUCAAAACCCGGUCAUGACACAUUCGUUCGCCACCUCGAGGAUGAAGUAGAUCUUUUUUACCGUACUAGAAUCGAAAUACUGAGAACUUGGUGCGAGCAUCACAAUAUCAAACUGGCCCCUGACUCUUUUGAAUCUGAUUUCACAUGGAUUACAAACAGCGGAGAGACACUCUUUGGCACCCCCAUGCAGAGACAAUUGUUUGUAGUCCUCUACAUCGAAUUUUUGCUCUGGUCCGCUGCUCGAUCUACAUUAUCGCUGGUGCGAUUCGCUGACUCCAAAGUCAAGGAUGGAACCAUGUUAAAGAAGCGCCUAAUCUUACCCGGAAGGAAGACCGUGCUUAAAUGGAUCAACACUUUCGGUAGAUCUGAUAACGAUGACAGUCUUGACAGUCAGGGUAUGAAUCGCUCCACAGCUGAUACGACUCGGACACUUUGGACGGAUACGUUCAAAGGUUUUCGGAAAGAUCCUGAGCAUUUGCCCAUGACAAAUCCGCUUCAAAACAUCGGUCGCUUCCUAAGGGCUUUUGGUAAGAUGCUGCGAUCACAUCAUUCGCAAUUUGGUUUUCGGCUCGCCUGCGGAGCAAUGUCUAUUGAGAUCAUCGCUCUCCUUUCAGACACACAAGUCUUUUUCGUAGAGCAGCGCCUCUUCUGGGCUACCAUAAUGGUUGCCGUAUCAAUGACGAGGACAUCAGGCGAAGCAUCUUUCAUCUAUUUCCUCCGCAUGUGUGGCACAUUCAUCGGAGCAGUAUUCUGUUACAUCAUGUACUAUAUUGUAAAUGGACACACAGCUGGAGUGCUUUUCUUCUAUUUCAUUAGCAUCGCGAUGUUCGGGUACUUUCCGGCAAAGAAGCCACGGCUUUCGCUAGCUGCAGUGAUUGGCACGAUCACGAGCACAAUCGUCAUUGGCUACGAGCUUCAGGUCCAGAAAACCGGCACGAAUUACGGAACUGGAAUCAAGCCUAUAUACUACCCCAUUUACCUGCUUGCACCAUUUCGAUUUGCAACAACGAUCGCUGGGAUCUUUGUUUCCUACAUAUUCACGAUAUUUCCGUUUCCAAUAUCAGAAGGCUCAGAGAUACGAAAAGACCUUGGCGUAGCUCUGUACACUCUUGCAAGUCACUACUCAUUAGUGCAAGAAACAGUCACAGCGAAUAUCACCGGUGAACAUGGAGAUCUCAGCAUCAGAACAAGUCCUGGAAGAAAGCUCGAGAGAGCUCGAGUAAAGCUCAUGGCAAAGCAGAUGCUCCUUUUGCAAAGCAUGCGAGCCCAGUUAAGUUUCACAAUUUGGCAAUUUCCGCUUGAUGCGCCUUUCCCAAAGGAAAGAUACGAUAAGAUCAUCGACUUGAUUGAGAACAUUGUCAAUUUCACUGCGCUCAUUGGAUACGCUUCAACGAGUCUCAAUCUGACAGAAGAGGAAGCCAAACCUGAAACUCUGGAGUGGCACCAAAGCUUUCGUAUUCUUCAAGACUCAGUUCAGCAGACUUCGGAUGAAAUCACUUCGUUACUGUGCUUACUAUCAUCAAGCAUUCUGUACGCUCAGCCCUUGCCUCCUCAUCUCCACGUCCCGGCUCCCUACUCUUUGCUGCAAAGGAUGCAGGCAACGAACCGACACAUCUUAGAUAUUUCACACGUUGCCGAGAAAGGAUACUCUGCUUUUGCUGUGCUCCAGAUAGCUAGUCGUUCAAUCAUCUUGGAUCUCUAUGAGCUCGUAGACCACAUUCGAGAACUCGUGGGCCAGCUCGAUUUCUCAAAGCCAUAUAGCUCAACAUCUCUUAGUCGCUAUACUACGUCGAAAAGCAAGCAAUAUUGACAUUCAUCACACAAAACAAAAAUCAAGUCCAAUGACUCACAAAUAGAAUAUCACUCUAUCAUAUUCUUAUG
Molecule: messenger RNA, 3247 nt
Organism: Verruconis gallopava
Lineage: Eukaryota; Fungi; Ascomycota; Dothideomycetes; Venturiales; Sympoventuriaceae
Exons: 6
Coding region: 204-3176 (990 amino acids)
Source: RefSeq, a predicted model, not a curated record